Molecule: messenger RNA, 2294 nt
Organism: Spinacia oleracea (spinach)
Lineage: Eukaryota; Viridiplantae; Streptophyta; Magnoliopsida; Caryophyllales; Amaranthaceae
Product: F-box/LRR-repeat protein At3g26922-like
Exons: 3
Coding region: 1-1425 (474 amino acids)
Molecular function (GO): protein binding
Source: RefSeq, a predicted model, not a curated record
AUGUUGAAAUCAAACAAGUAUUCAGAUAGAAGAAGCAAAAGAAUUGAAGAACAAACUCGAUUUUUCAGAACAAAGAUCACCAGAAAUUGCAAAGACCGACUAACCUCACUCCCAGACACCCUCUUGGUCGAAAUUCUCUGUCUUCUCCCACUCAAAUCUGCCGCCGCCACCUGCGUUUUAUCCCGGCGGUGGCGCCACCUCUGGACCCUACUCCCCCACCUCGUCUUCGAUGGCGGAGAUCUCGUUGACGAUUACUGGAGUGCUGAAUCAAGAUUCAUCAAAUUCAACUCCACGGUAAACCACAUCCUCCAACAGCUAACCUCACCGCACAUCCAUACCUUCGACCUCCGUAUCUCUGACCUCGGCAUAGAAGAACAAGUUUGCUCCGCGUCUUUGGAAGCCUGGAUUCGUCUACUUGCAGCCCGAAAUGUGGCUACAAUCAAGGUAUUUUCGGAUUUCGUUUGGUUACCAACUUGUAUGUUUGAAAUUCAGUCACUAGUAAAGCUUCAAUUGGUUGGAUGUUAUGACUCGACGUUGCCUAAAAUUGAAAAUGUUAAACUCCCUAAUCUGAAGAACCUUGAAUUAAUCUACAGUCAGGUCGACCCUGAAGAAACUUUGUGGGAAUUAAUUAAAUUUUGCCCACUUUUGGAAGUGCUAUCUUUGUUAUUGGAGUAUAUUGAAGUUAUAGAUAUAUCAGCUCCAAAUUUGAAGUCCUUGAUAAUUAAGCAAAUACCGUGUGGCGUCAAGUUGGUAAUUGAUGCACCUAUGCUAGAACACAUUGCGCUAGAUGGUUUCCUUGGAGAUUAUUGCUUUGUCAAGUGUUUAACUAGAUUGGUUAAGGCUGAUCUUUCCAUUCGGGAUUUUAUCUACUCUCCGAGUGGCUUAUUUAGAAAAAUACCAUCACUUCUUCAAGGGAUUUCUAGUGUUAAGUCUCUCCAAUUGUCAAAUGCUCCUAGUUUCUUCACAUCACUUAAUUGCUUGUAUGUUGAUGUUGGUUCAAUCUUCCGCAACCUGACCCAUCUAAUCAUGGAUGACUGCAACGACGAGAGAACCAAUGUCAAAAAUCCAAUACCGGUGUGCUUAUUAAGUAAGCUCAAGGUGAUAGAAAUGUUGAAUACGAAGUGGAAUGCCGAUUAUGUGAAUUUACUAGAUUACAUUCUAAGUAAUGUAAAUGUCUUGAAACGGCUUUAUGUUUCCUCCGUUUAUGAUGAGAGUAUUAAUUAUAAAGAUGAUGAUGAUCCUGAGGAGCAAGACUUUAAAAGAGGUCAACUAUGGUGGGAAUACGAGUUAUCUAAUACAUUGUUAAUGAUUCCAAAGAGUUCCCUAACUUAUGAGGUUGAAUUUGUUGGUAAUUACAUCCGUGUCUCGAGUGAUAAGUCCCAAAAUGGAUUGAUUCGAACAUCGUGCAUAUCUACAUGGGGGUGAUCAAGACACAUAACAGUUCAGUUCAAAGUAUGGAAGACAGGAAGAGGAAACAGACAUCUGACCAAAAUGAUUGGGCCCUUUUAUUGAGACAUCCGAAGCUGUAUGCUUGGUUGGAAAGUUUCUCAUCAUCAUGGGGCAAUUGCUUCAUCGACACUAUUCCUGCAGGGGUCAGUAAUGUCUGCUUUGAACUUUAUGGUCAUUGCAUUUACCUACUUAAUCUAAAUCACCUUCCCUCAACUUGGCGGUCAACUUAUUAUUCACACAAAAUUAAGCUGUAGCAUAAUUUUGAUAGUUUUUUGAUGAUAUGCCGAAUCUAGUCUAAACAUGAUCACCAGCAGUCGUGGUUCAUAGCUGUAUACAUCUCUUUUCUGCCCUUUCCUGGAUGAAAUCUCUUCACAGUUUAGUCUUGCUAGUGUAUUUGAUCCAGCUAGAUGAGUUCAUUAAAGUAACAUUCUUUUUCCUUUCCUUUUCAUGCACUACAUAUUCUUUAAACUUAUAGAUUGUUGUCUCUCUUUUUCUUGGAGUAGCUUUCACAGUUGAGGAAAAGUAGUAUUUGUUGUUUCCCAGCAUUAGAGAGAAUGAGAAUGGCUGAAAGUUAAAUUUGGAUAUGGUCUUUUUGGUCCCGUUGUCGGUAAAGUUAAGAAAAUAUGACUGGAUUUUGACUUUGGUUUAAAGUAAAUGAGAUAACAUUUUGCAGUGAAUUGUUCUGUAUUUGUUUUUCGUAGUUUUAUCAGUUCAUUCUUCUCACACAAAGGUUUGCACAAACAACUACAAAGUAUUAUGUAACUCCUGAGGAUCCACAAGGGAAGGUUGUGCGAGUUUGUCCUUGUUUUUUGCUAUGACUUUAAGCUAGUGUUUAAAAUAUUGCU